Messenger RNA from Funneliformis geosporum, 1341 nucleotides. Lineage: Eukaryota; Fungi; Glomeromycota; Glomeromycetes; Glomerales; Glomeraceae. The record is from the annotation of a GenBank genome assembly.
AUGAAGGUAAAUAUAGAUUCCAUUACUGAUAGUAAAAAAAGACGCACUUUCCGAGCUUAUUUUGGUGGUAAAGUUUCAUCACUGCUAACUAAAACCCAACAAAAGGAAUUAGAAGAAAGCAAACUUCAUGACAUACUAAGAAAAAGAGGAAUUAAUCUUGAUGUGGGCAAUUUAGAAAAAAGUUAUUGCCAAGAACAUGGCUGCUGGGUCUGUGGUUAUGAAAAUCUGAAAUGGAAAUAUCAAAAUCAUUCAUCAGAUGAAAAAAUUAAAGACAUCAAGUUAAUACCUGAACUUGGAGAAGAAAGUGUUUGUUCGUCCGAUUGCAAAAACAAAGCUGAUAAGGAAUAUGAAGAAGCAGAGGAAACAAAACAAGCAGAAAAAGCAAAAUUAAUAGUAGAAAUUACUAGAUUAAAUCUUGAAAUAGAUACUGAAAUAGAAAAUAGUUUUGCUCCCUUUUAUAAUAUUAUUAGAGGAACCACCAUUAAUAACUUAAAAUUAAAGUUAAUCAGGGAAGAGAUAAAAGAAGAGGAAUUUAUUAAUAAGGCUAUAACUUAUACUAAUGCUCUUCCCUUAGAAACACGAGAGAAACAAGAAAUUAUUAAAGAAGUAAACACAGAAUUGGGUUAUUUUUCCCCGCAAGUAGAUUUGAAAGAAUUACCAACGACUUACCAUAAUUUUGCAAGCCUAAAAACGCCGGAGUUGAGAAAAGUUAAAAGUAAAAUUAUUGAAGCGAUUAAGAACAAGCGAGAAGAAAAGAAACUUCUUGAUUUUCUUGCUAAAGGAGCUUCCUGUGCUAACAAUGAAUUAUUGAGUUUUAUUCGGAAUUUAGAAAACGUUGCUUCGGUUCAUGCUUCUCAAUAUGAAAAGAGUGCUUAUUAUAGUCAGAAAAAUCAAGUAGAUUCUUUAUUAAAUAGGCUUCAAAAGCGUUGGUUAAAAGAGGGAGAAAAUUUAGUUUUGUCAGAUACCUGUCCUUUUCGUAACUUCAAGGAAGAUAUAAAAAAAUUACGCAGCGAAAGUGAAAUUGAAAACAGGCAAGGGCAGGCGUUUCAACACGUUAUAGAAAAAUUCAAAAAAGAUGUUAAAAAUCAACUUGCCCGAGACAAUAUUAGACAAGAUCGAGAAAAGAAUUUGGAAGAGUUUAUAGAAGGAAAAAUUAACAAGUUACAAAAUUUGUUGGAGAAUAAUCAAGAAGAAGAUUUAAAGGGUUUAAAUAAUAAAAGUGAAGUUAGUGCCGUUGCCAAAAAAAUGGAAGAAGAGAUAAACGAUGCUGUUAGUCAUGCUAAGAAAUAUAAAAAGGAAGAAAGCGGACCGAAUUCAAACGGGCGGUUUUUUACCCAUUGA